Molecule: messenger RNA, 1569 nt
Organism: Phragmites australis (common reed)
Lineage: Eukaryota; Viridiplantae; Streptophyta; Magnoliopsida; Poales; Poaceae
Product: lipase-like
Exons: 11
Coding region: 305-1342 (345 amino acids)
Biological process (GO): lipid metabolic process
Source: RefSeq, a predicted model, not a curated record
GCUACUAAAAAAAAAAAGCAGGCCAAGCUCAUACUCCUAUAUGACAUCACCCCUAAUCACCGUUUCGUACUCUCGCUUCGCCCCCUUUAUUUAAUCUCUAAUUAUUUCCGUUUUCACUGUCGUAGCUAAUUUCGCCCGAUCCUUCCUUCACCGACUACCAUCCCUGCACUCCAAGAACUCUUAUUGCUUACCAAAAUAAAAUUUCGCGCGAGUUUGGAUUGACCAACGGGGAUUCUCCUGUUUCCCCCACCUCUCUCGCUCGGCGAAAUUUCGGCCUGGGUUCCGCCGAUUUGGGCCUCCGGGAAUGGAGCGCCGCGGGUUGCUAAAGGCGGCUAUUUUCUUGUGCUUGCUUGCGCUUUGCUCCGGGAGAGAACUUACGAUCAAACAUCGCCCUUCCACUACCAUAUAUAACUCAACUCUUGCCAAGAUACUCGUGGAAUACGCCUCUGCUAUCUAUACUGCUGAUUUGACACAAUUGUUUACUUGGACAUGUGCUAGAUGUGGUGACAUGAUCAAGGAGUUCGAGAUGAUAGAGAUCAUUGUAGAUGUCGAGAAUUGCUUGCAGGCAUACUUUGGUUUUGCUAGUGAUAUCAAUGCUGUUGUUGUUGUGUUCAGAGGAACUCAAGAGAACAGCAUCCAGAAUUGGAUAGAGGAUUUGUUAUGGAAACAACUUGAUCUUGACUACCCUGGCAUGCCUGAAGCAAUGGUGCACCGAGGAUUUUAUGAUGCUUAUCAUAACACAACAUUACGUGAUGGAGUAGUCAAUGGUAUUCAAAAGACUCGGAAAUUGUUUGGAGAUGUUCCAAUCAUGAUCACAGGGCAUUCAAUGGGUGGAGCAAUGGCUUCAUUUUGCGCACUUGAUCUUGUUGUGAACUAUGGGCUAGAUGGUGUGAAACUAAUGACUUUUGGGCAACCUCGCAUUGGCAAUGCUGCUUUCGCUUCUUAUUUCAAGAAAUACUUGCCUCAUGCAAUUCGAGUUACUCAUGCCCACGAUAUUGUUCCUCACCUGCCACCAUACUUCUCAUUCUUCCCGCAGAAGACCUAUCAUCACUUCCCAAGAGAGGUGUGGAUCCAUAACGUUGGACUAGGAAGCCUAAUUUACUCUGUAGAGCAGAUCUGCGAUGAUUCUGGCGAAGACCCAACAUGCAGCAGGUCUGUAACUGGAAGCAGCGUACAAGACCAUAUAUACUAUCUCGGAGUCAGUAUGCAUGCAGAAAACUUGAGCACCUGCAGAAUCGUCAUGGACUACAGCAAAUUGCAGUAUCAGAUGGACCUCAAUGGUAACGUCAUCUUGUCGAAGCAACCCGGUUUGUUAAAUGACAGAGGAUUCAGUGCCCAGUAAACCAAUGUAAGAUAUAUAUAGUAUGACAGCAUCACGAACCAGUGUUAUUGAGAGCUAGAACUGCACAGCUGUUCCUGCCUCCCCAGUGUGUGAUGCUCACUAUUAAAUUGUUCUUGCAUCCAAAGAGGAGGAUGGAACGAACAUGCUGGGUUUGAAGAUGCUAGCUGUAAAUGUGAUCUCGUAAUGUAAAUCAUUGUUCAGUUCACAAAUGUAUACUCUGUUUGGCA